This is a messenger RNA of Diachasma alloeum, 1566 nucleotides long. RefSeq lists its product as uncharacterized. The coding region runs from base 1 to 1566 and encodes 521 amino acids. NCBI's taxonomy places the organism in Eukaryota, Metazoa, Arthropoda, Insecta, Hymenoptera, Braconidae. The transcript has 2 exons. The record is from RefSeq and is a predicted model, not a curated record.
AUGNAGAUUAAGGCCUACAUUCUUGACCAUCUCACAUCAUCGUUGCCGUCGUUCGCAGUCUCGAAUACUCAAGCUUGGGCCCAUCUCGAGGGACUGGAGUUAGCUGAUCCGGAAUACAUGGAGCCAAGACCUAUUGACCUUCUCAUUGGCGCGGAUUUCUUCGGAUCAAUUGUGGAGCCACAGACCAUCAACGGGCCUUCAGACUCCCCUAUAGCAAUGCACACUAUCUUCGGUUGGGUGGUACUAGGACCUACUUUAGCGGUGAUUCCAAUGGUAGCCAGCUCUAAUCACAUUGCAGUCAGCAACGAGGAACUCUACAACCUUCUCACUUCGUUCUGGCUGCAGGAGAAGGUCCCAAAAGCCGAAGAUAGUGAUCUCACGAAAGAAGAGGCAGAAUGUGAGGAGUUUUUCCAGCGCACCCAUUCACGAGACAGCUCAGGGCACCAUGUGCCAGUUCCAGAGAUGGAGAGGGAUCAACGGACCGGUCAGCUAUAUAGUGUUUUUCUCAAGGAGUACGAAGAUGUGGGACACAUGGUGCGUGUUCCAGCCUUAACUGGUUCGGGGAAUGCCGGGAGCUUGAAGUUCGGCUGUCGAUCUGAGGGGAUGACCUUGGCACAUGGGGCUUCGGCUUCAGGAGGGUUGAGGGUCCCUGAGGAGAAGCAGUCGGCUCGUGUCUCCACUCGGUGUUCUGUUCAGAGGCAAGCUUAUUCGUCAACUCCUAUGUACUACUUUCUUCAUCAUGGUGUUCUCAGGGAAAGUAGUGAAACAACGAAGCUGAGGGUAGUCUUCAAUGGCUCUAGUAAGACCAGCUCAGGGGUGUCUCUCAAUGACAUCCAACACACUGGAGCCAAACUGCAGAAGAAUAUCUCUGACGUGCUGCUCUCAUCCAGGCGGAGCAGGUACAUUUUCAUGACGGACAUCACGAAGAUGUUCCGUCAAAUCAAGGUGCAUCGUGAGGACUGGCCUCUUCAACAGAUCCUGUGGCGGGAUUCUCAAGGUCAGAUUAACACCUACCAGUUCACCACCGUGACCUACGGGACUAAAUCGGCCCCAUUCUUAGCCUGUCGAGUUCUCAACCAACUGGUCGCGGACGAAGGACAUCGUUUUACUCUAGCAAUCUCUCCGUUGACCAGUGGAAGAUACGUGGAUGACAUCUGUGGUGCUGCUGAAGAGGAGAGUGAUCUUCUAGAAGUCUCCAAGCAAGUGAGGGAUCUUUGCUUAGCUGGUGGUUUCCCUCUAGCAAAGUUGCAUAGCAACAGUCCGUCUCUAUUCAGAUCACUGAAUCCAGAAGGUAUCUCUCAGGAUCACAAGCCGCCAGAGGAUUCCAUCACGAAGAUUCUUGGUCUGAAGUGGGAUCCAAACACAGACCAAUUCAAGUUCUCAAUCCACCUUCCGGCCAACUCAAAGGUGACGAAGAGGAAUAUGUUGUCUGAAAUAGCUCACUUGUUCGACCCUCUAGGUCUACUUUCUCCUGUGGUGAUUAAGGCAAAAGCACUCCUACAGCGUCUCUGGGUUGAGAAUCUUGACUGGAAUGAUGCGCUUUCACCACAAAUCUCGGAUAAGUAG